AUGGAACAAGACGACUUCGACUCCGUCAGCUGGAAGCAUCCGGACAGCGACCAGUCACGGCCUACGACCUCAGGCACCGAUGCGGAAGACCAGCAUACAUUUGAUCACGAUGUCAAUGGCAAGCGGAGAAUGAGCUCCGACUACGAAGCCCCGGCCGGGCCGCUGGCUGACACGGCCGACUUGGGGGAGCUUGAGUGCGACGUGUCAUCGCCACACAAGGAGGGUUCGGGGAAAGAUGCAUAUAUUUCAUAUCUGGUUACAACACAUACCGACUUCAAAUCAUUUCAGAAGCCCGAGGUCCAAGUACGUCGGCGGUUUACGGAUUUCUACUUCCUAUACAAGACGCUGUAUCGCGAAUACCCGGCAUGCGCGGUGCCUCCGCUGCCAGAUAAGCACAAGAUGGAGUACGUGCGCGGGGACCGGUUCGGGACGGAGUUUACAUCGAGACGAGCGUGGUCGCUGCACCGGUUUUUGAAGCGCCUGACCCUGCAUCCGGUGCUCCGGCGGGCACCCCUGCUCACUAUCUUCCUGGAGUCGCAGGACUGGAACGCGCAUAUGCGACUGCACUCGACGCGGACGUCGACGAGCACGGGCUCCGACAGCGGGAAUGCGGGGAUAUUCGAUAACUUUACGGACACUUUCGUCAACGCGUUUACUAAGGUGCAUAAACCGGAUCGCCGGUUCAUCGAGGUGCGGGAAAAGGCAGACAAGUUGGAUGAGGAUCUCUCGCAUGUGGAGAAGACUGUGGCGCGGGUCGCUCGGCGCGAGGCUGACUUGGAGACGGACUACACAGAGCUGGCCACGCAGUUCCGGAAGCUCGUCCCACUGGAACCGGCUGUGGAGAUGCCACUGCAUGUUUUUGCCGCGUCGGUGGAGGAGACGGCGCGUGGGAUGACCGGACUGAAGAACCACACGGACCAGAACUACCUAGGCUCGCUGCGGGACAUGGAGGCCUACAUCAUGUCACUGAAGAACCUCUUGAAAACCCGGGAGCAGAAGCAACUGGACUUUGAAGCUCUAGUCGACUACCGCAACAAGGCCGUUGCCGAGCGCGACACGCUCGCAUCUAACCCGGCUGCGUAUUAUGCCACCAACCCACUGACUUCAUCCCCGGCAUCUUUCAUCCGCUCCAAGAUGGAGGACAUGCGCGGCGUGGAUCACGAGCAAUCCCGCCGUGAGCGGGUGCGCAAGCUCGAGCUGCGCAUCGACGAACUUACCCGCGAGGUCGAGUCUGCCAAGACCACCUCGGAGAUGUUCGACGAGGAGGUCGUUCGUGAAGUGGCGGAUUUCGAGCGUAUCAAAGCGGUCGAGUUCCGAGAUUCCCUUGGCAGCUUCGCCGAGUCGCACAUCGAGUUCUACCAGGGUGUGCUGUCCACGUGGGAGCGGUUUAUCGCGGAGAUGGAGAGCGAGCCCGACAUGGGGCUGGAAGAGUCGAACCAAUAA
Molecule: messenger RNA, 1443 nt
Organism: Penicillium lagena
Lineage: Eukaryota; Fungi; Ascomycota; Eurotiomycetes; Eurotiales; Aspergillaceae
Product: sorting nexin-4
Exons: 2
Coding region: 1-1443 (480 amino acids)
Biological process (GO): cytoplasm to vacuole targeting by the Cvt pathway; autophagy
Cellular component (GO): phagophore assembly site
Molecular function (GO): phosphatidylinositol binding
Source: RefSeq, a predicted model, not a curated record